AUGUCCACUGUCACUCCCGAAGUCACUUGGGCGCAACGCUCAUCCGCCGAUGACCCGGAGAAGAACUACGUGUACCUCACCAUCGUCGCCGCCGAUGUACCCGAGUCAGAUCUCAAGCUAGACCUCAAGGAGCAGUCACUCAGCUUCAAGGGUACCUCAACAUCCAAGAAGUGCACAUACGCCAUCGACCUCGAGUUCUUCGCCGAGAUCGACCCCAAGGAGUCCAAGAUAAGCCACAGCGGUCGCGAUGUCACAAUGGUACUGCGCAAGAAGGAGAUGAAGGAGGAGUUCUGGCCCCGCCUGCUCAAGGACACCAAGAAGAUGCACUUCCUGAAGACCAACUUCGACAAGUGGGUCGACGAGGACGAGCAAGACGAGGCACCCGAGGACGAGUCUAUGAACCAGAUGAACCCAAUGGCCGGCGGUGGCGGUGGCGACGGUGGCUUCGGCGGCAUCGACUUCAGCAAGCUCGGCGCUGGCGGCGGUGGUAUGCCCGGAAUGGAGGGCAUGGACAUGGCCAGCAUGAUGCAGGGUAUGGGCGGUGCCGGCGGAAUGGGAGGCAUGCCCGGUAUGGGCGGCAUGGGCGGAGACGACAGCGACGACGAUGACGACGACAUGCCCGAACUCGAGAACGACGACGAGAACAAGGCCAGCCAGGACAAGACCCCCGAGGCGGCCGCCCCAUCAGGCGACAAGCCCAAGAUUGAGGAGGUGGCGUAG
Messenger RNA from Alternaria arbusti, 720 nucleotides. RefSeq lists its product as uncharacterized. Gene Ontology annotation, cellular component: cytosol; nucleus. The coding region runs from base 1 to 720 and encodes 239 amino acids. Gene Ontology annotation, molecular function: protein-folding chaperone binding; Hsp90 protein binding. The record is from RefSeq and is a predicted model, not a curated record. Lineage: Eukaryota; Fungi; Ascomycota; Dothideomycetes; Pleosporales; Pleosporaceae. The transcript has 3 exons. Gene Ontology annotation, biological process: protein folding; chaperone-mediated protein complex assembly.